UCAUUUCCCAAAAUGGCGGACGCAGACUCGUGUCCUUCCAUCGUUGUUUCUGCGAUCCGCCUUCUCACGAGUACUUCACUUACUCCAAGUGGGCCGAAAGCACCACAGAGCUUUGACGAGAUUAUAUCCUCCAGGUUAACUGCUUUGAAAUCCGCUCUCCAGGAUGAUAAACAAUUGCAGGGGUUGUCUCUUCUUUUUGACAAAAGCCGGACAAGCAGAGAGUUCUGGAUGAAAUUUUUAUCCAUUGAGCAGGAAAAUGAAGGCAAUCGUAAUCCCGUGAAUAUAUUCGACGAGGGAAAAGAUGUUCGAUAUUAUGGUGAUUCGAGAUGGAGAUUUGUAGAGACUUGCUUGCAGUUACUGAUCGUCUUGAAAGAUGUGAUGCAAGAACUAUCUAAAGCAAAGGAAACAGAAAGUGUUGAACCUACUUCGCGGGAAUCAACUAACACCAUCCCUGAUAACACCCACCCCACUCCUUGUGACAAUACUGACCCUACCCCUGUGAGGCCUAAUGACCCAACCCCUGAUACAGCUACUGACCCAACCCCUGUGAGGGCUACUAACCCUACCCCUGUGACAGCUACUGACCCUACCCCUGUGAGGCCUAAUGACCCUACCCCUGUGACAGCUACUGUCCCAACCCCUGUGAGGGCUACUAACCCUACCCCUGUGAAAGCUGCAAAGGGUAGAAAAGCCCCAUAUGCUCCUAAACUGGGAGCAGAUGCUCUUAGCAUCUCUGAUCAAAAAAGUGUUCUAACAUGUGUCCAGUUUGUAGUUAGUUUAGGACUUUGUCCUUAUCUGCUCCCUGGGAUUGGUAUCCCUUUAGAAAAGAGAACAGGAUUUGGUGAAUUAAUAAAGUCAGGGGGUUUGUUUGUAAGGAAAGAGAGGCAUUUGUAUAAAUGUGUCUGGACAUUGUUGGAAUGUACCAAACACCCCACACUUGGGUCGGUCAUUCUGUCCAGGCAUUUGGGAGAUGUGUUGUCAGGGCUGAUACAACUGGUUUUUGCACCACCACCAAGACAGAAUAGCAAAAAGAAAUCAGAUUUGAAUAGUAAAAAUACAGCAGCUGUGAGCAAGAUAGAAAAAGACAUUAAAGAUGAACAGGAUAACCUUAAAAAGGAAACUCCAGAUAUUGGCACUAACACAGAAAAAGCAAGACUCUAUAAUUUGUCUCAAUGGGAAAAGUACAUUAGUACAUCGGAUGCUCAGAACAGAGAUACUUUUAUAACAUUGUCUCAGCGGGAAGGAUGUUGGUCUGAACUAGCUAGGCUGCUUAACCGUGUCUACCAGCCCAUGGUUGUUAGAGAGCUUCUAGUUUUACAAGGCAGUAGCCUUGGUCCCACAAAUGUUCAUGGAAAUACCACAAAGCAUGGAAGUGGAGAAUUAAAAGGGGGAUUCUCUCAAAGACCCCCUAGGUGGUUUGUCAUUAUCUGUGGACAGUUGCUCUCUGAACGGCUUAUGAUGAAAAAUGGUGUAAUUGCUGUUCUUAGAGGGAUCUUGGAAACACCUGGAGACCCAAGCAGUGCCCCUGACUGGCAUAAAUGCGAGAUGGUUUCCAAGCUACUUGCCAACUGCCCAAGCCAAGCUACAUCUGUGGAUGUUUACUAUGGACAUGUUGGUCCCCAGGUGCUCAAAUUGCUGUUGAUAUCUGAUCCAAACCUUGGGCCACAGUUCAUCAGAGUGGCAUCAUAUGCAAUCCAGUUGAUGUUAAAGCUGCACCCAGCGGAGGCCAGGAAGCAUGUCCUGAACAUCAUGCUAUUACCACUGGCCAGGGCUACCAGUCAAGCUUGCUGCAUGGGCCCUGGAGAUGUGGUCUCUGAUGAAGCCUCAGUAACAAGAAGUAUAGAGAGUAUCCACAAGGUAUUUGUAAAAGUUACCAAUUACGAGAGGUGCUCUUUGCCUUAUCUUUCCAACAUCAUUCAUCCGCUGUUUGAGAUAUUUUGCUUCACGAGACAAGGAGUGUCUUAUCUACGAUCCUCCUGCCAAGACAUUCUCACCCAGUUCCUCAAGCAUUCAAACUCCCGGGUUGCCCUCAAGACAUUGUACACACUUGCCUUCAAAGAACACCCUCAGGAAGACUUUGGCAACACUCUGACAACUACAGAAUCAAACAGCAAGACCCAGACACGAGGGAAAAACAAGAAGGAAAGUGUCCAAGAACAGGAAAGCAAGAAUGCCAUCACUGUAAGUAAUGCCACAGUGACCGGAACCAAGGAAUUGGAUACUACAAAUGAGUGCUUGGAAGAUUUCAAUUCUGUCAAGCUAAUGUCUGGAUAUUACUCGUUUGGACAUGGCGACAGUGGUGGUGUAAUAAUCAAGUGUAAAGCUGUUGAUGUUAAUGAAUCAGCAGACGAUUUGCUGGGAAGCCUCAGCAAUUCUAUGCAAGAAUAUGAGGUCCAAGCACUGUGCCUUGUGGAGCUCCUAAUGGAGACGAAGGCAGAGAAGCUUGCUGGGGAGUUCUUUUUGCAUCUGAUGAAAGAGUUGACUGACAUUGUAACAAGUGAACAGGAGCAAAUCGGCAGCAAUGACCUCAUGAUGAUUGACAAAGCAGUAGCCAAUCAGAAGCGCAGCCUGUUGAUAUUGCAUCUGGUUGCUCUUAUGUGUGAGAAGCUAGGCCCCACCAUUCUACAGGAUCCCAAGUACAUGUUGUCAUUUAUUCGCGCUACUCUUGAGAGGGCGUGUAUCUUGUGCCAAGAAGGGCAGCUGGAGGCGGGGCUUAUAGCGGAGACUGUUACCAUGGUGAUAGGAAUGCUGUCUGCUAUACUAGGAGGGGCUUUGAAGUUGGACGCCGAAGAUCGUGAGCUGGUAACAGCCCUAAUGCCGUUGCUGGAGAACCUAGCCAAUCAGAACCCAGAUACAGAACUAGGUGCCAUGGCAACGGACCUGCGCAUCGCCAUAGCAACACAUGGAACAGUUUGGAGUCAAAAGCUUCAGGAUGCUGCUCAAAGGCUCGGUAAACCGGACAAGGCUAUGGAAGCUGCCAGUGAAGAUUCAAGCGGUAGCUCAUACGACGAAGCGCUUAGUCAGUUGUGUGACCCACUACUUCCGGUCCGUGGUCACGCAAUGUUAUCACUGGCGUCACUAAUAAACCACAGGGACCCUAAAGCCAUGAGCAAGGUCGACACACUGCUGAAAAUCUUCGAGGAGCAGCUCGCGCAUGACGACUCGUACAUUUACCUUGCCGCUGUCCAGGGCCUGGUGGCACUCGCGGGGCUGAGACCAGACCCAGUCCUUCCUCACCUGGCACGGCAGUUUGCUACGUGUAGAAAAGAGCCUGGGCCCAAUAAAGAAAGAGGCCUUUACCAUCCUGAGAAAGGUUCAGGUGCGCCUGCUAUCCCUCAGCGGUCUCCCGAGCUUCGGAUGAAACUUGGAGAAGCCCUGGUACGAGCAACCCGAGCCUGCGGUCCUCUUGUCCCGAGGUUUUCUCAGCAUCUUAUCUCGUCUCUUUUGACUGGUGCCCGUGAUGCUGAGCCUAUGGUGCGGGCCAGCAGCCUCUCCAAUCUGGGUGAUGUUUGCAAGCUAUUGAGGUUUUCUAUUGGGCCCAUUCUACAGGAGGUGUUUAGCUGCCUGAGCGCUGUGCUGCACACCGAUAAGUCCGAGCACGUUCGCCGUGCCGCCACCAUGGUCAUCACUCUACUGCUGCAAGGGCUUGAGAAAGACUCAAUUGAAGUCCUGGGCUCCAGUCUGAAGGACAUCUAUCGUCUGUUGAAACUCGUGGAAGCCACAGAUCCUGACGAGGCGACACGUGUCCACGCGCAACGUGCGCUUGGAGUACUCGAUGCCAUUAUGAGGGAAUUUCUGUUUCCAAAGCAGACCUUCACCAAAAGAAUCCAGGUACUGCCGUGAUAUAUAUGGAUUGCGUGACGCAAAAGGAAUGCGUGACACGCGUGGAUUUCGUGACACGCGCUGAAAGAGCUCGAUAACAUUAUGAGGGAAUAUCUGUUUCCAAAUCAGACCUUCACCAAACGAAUCCAGGUACUGCCGUGGUAUAUAUGGAUUGCGUGACGCAAAAGGAAUGCGUGACACGUGAAGAUUGCGUGACACGCUAUGAAAUAGCUCGAUACCAUUAUGAGGGAAUUUCUGUUUCUAAAGCAGAUCAUCACCAAACGAAUCCAGGUACUGCCUUGAUAUAUAUGGAUUGCGUGACGCAAAAGGAAUGCGUGACACGCAUAGAUUGCGUCACACGAUCUGAGAUAGCUCGAUACCAUUAUGAGAAAAUUUCUGUUUCCAAAGCAGACAAUCACCAAACGUAUCCAGGUACUGACAUAAUAUAUGUGAAUUGCGUGACGCAAAAGGAAUGCGUGACACGCGCUGAGAGAGCUCGAUGCCAUUAUGAGGGAAUUUCUGUUUUCAAAGCAGACCUUCACCAAGCUAUUCCAGGAACUGCCGUUACGUGUGGGAUUGCGUGACGCGAAAGGAAUUCGUGACACACGUUGAUUGCGUGACAUGAAAGGAAUGUGUCACACGCGCUAAGAACGAUCAUUUGCAUUUUUGAGGAAAUUUCCUAAGCAGGCAUGCACCAAACGAAUCCAGUUACUGCCUUGACAUGUUAUGGAUUGCUUGACAUUAAAGAAAUGUCUGACGCGCUUAGAGAAACUUUUCAGGGAUCAUCGACAGAAGUGCGGAUCACGUGACAUGUAAGGAAUGCGUGACUGCUUGGAUACUGAGUAUACUUUCACGAUAAUGCGUGACAUAUACUCCUUUUGGAACAUACGGGGAACUCAAUCAUAUCAGAGUGCCGCUGUUACCCUUUAGGCAGUUUUAUGUAGCUGAAACUUGGUUCACCCAAAACAAGAAAAAACGAGAAGAUACGAGCCCUACUACGCGCUUGUGUAUUAUCCCCCCAUUGCGAGUAAAUGUUGUUUUUGCUUCUUUAAUUUCCGCAUAGCAGGGGAGUGGCGACCUUAUUAUUUCACACAAGAAAAUAAAAUAAUACUAGAAAAUGUUUCUCACACACCAACCAAAACACAGCUAAGCUUUGAUAUUACCUGGAUUAUUUUUGAUAGCAUAAAAAGUAUAUGGAAUUUCGGCUAUUCAAGUACAUAUUUUUUUAUUCAAUAUUUCUCUCUUAGAUAAUACCCACUCCGACGAUAAACGAGUCUAUGGAAUCGCCGUCAGACUCUUCCUAGUUAUGAUAGUUUCACACAGAGUUGUUUGAAUAAGAAACCUGUAUUGAGACCCCCCCUAAAGCGUACUAUUGGACUCCCCUCUUGUGUACUGCUAUUAUUGUCUCCGAUCAGUCACGGAAUACUUAAAACGCGUUAAAGACGCUCAAAAAUGUUUUUUUUUUUUUUAAAAAAAAGCUUGCUUGCGCAGAAGAUUCUCUAUUUACGGAAAAAAAUUAUAAGUAACUCCAAGUGAGUGGGUAAACACCCUAAAAGGUACCAAGAAAAAUAACAAAAAGCUGCUUUUUUUGCCCGACAGUCGAGAAAGGUCCUCAAUGGACUAAACAUAAUACCCGACUUUUUUCAAUUUGUUCAAAUAAACCCUUAACUUGUCGACCUA
Molecule: messenger RNA, 5502 nt
Organism: Nematostella vectensis (starlet sea anemone)
Lineage: Eukaryota; Metazoa; Cnidaria; Anthozoa; Actiniaria; Edwardsiidae
Product: transport and Golgi organization protein 6 homolog
Exons: 12
Coding region: 13-3843 (1276 amino acids)
Biological process (GO): protein secretion
Source: RefSeq, a predicted model, not a curated record